CAGUUAAGAAGAGCAGCUAAGUCGCCAACACUGCUAGACGUUUGACAAGCUGCUCGCCUCUCGGCUGCCGCGGUGAUGGCGCUCCCCUUCCGGAAGGACUUGGAGAAAUACAAGGAUCUCGACGAGGAUGAGAUCCUGGGGAAGUUGACGGAAGAAGAGUUGAAACAACUGGAAACCGUCCUGGAUGACCUUGAUCCAGAGAACGCACUGUUGCCGGCGGGGUUCCGGCAAAAGGAUCAGACGUUGAAAACGCCCUCCGGUCCUUUCAACAGAGAGAAACUUCUUUCGUUUUUGGAGAAACAAGCAUUGGAGGAGAGGGACGUUGAGGACAUCGUCCCGUACACAGGAGAAAAGAAAGGGAAAGUGUUUAUCCCCAAACAGAAGCCCGUCCAGUCUUACGCGGAAGAAAAGGUGACUCUUGAUCCAGAACUGGAGGAAGCGUUGACGAGCGCUACGGACACUGAACUCUGUGACCUUGCAGCUAUCCUUGGAAUGCACAACUUGAUCAGCAACUCCCAGCUGUGUGAUAUCAUAGGAAGUAGCAAUGGUGUUGCCAAUGAUGGUUACUCAAAUGUAGUCAAAGGUGAAAAGAUGGUCCCAGUCUUUGAUGAGCCACCAAAUCCCACCAAUGUAGAGGAGAGUUUGCAGAGGAUUAAAGACAAUGACCCUCGCCUUGUAGAGGUUAACCUGAACAACAUUAAGAACAUUCCUAUCCCAACGCUGAAAGAGUUUGCCAGGGCCCUGGAAAGAAAUACCUACGUGAAGAGCUUCAGUCUUGCAGCUACUCGGAGCAACGACCCCGUUGCUGUGGCUUUUGCGGACAUGCUGAGGGCCAACAAAUCACUGAGGAGCCUAAACUUCGAAUCCAAUUUCAUCACUGGGGCGGGCAUCCUGGCGCUGGUCGACGCGCUCAAAGAGAACGAAACCCUGACCGAGAUCAAAAUCGAUAACCAGAGGCAGCAGUUGGGGACACCGGUAGAAAUGGAGAUCGCCAAGAUGUUGGAGGAAAACCCCAAGAUCCUUAAAUUCGGAUAUCACUUCACACAACAGGGACCACGAACCAGAGCAGCGAAUGCAAUUACAAAAAAUAACGAUUUCGUCCAGCAUACGGGAGUAAAACUUUCUGCAAAUUCCCUUUCAUCUCUUCAUCCCUGAAGCGCCUGAAUCAGGUUAUUAGAAAUGCCCAGCUUGGAUUCUGAGCACUUUCGCAAGAGAAGAGUGGAAGGAGACCAGCAGUGAACCUUCCCGCUGCCAGAUGGGCACAGUGUGGAGAAUUCGGAGCUCUUCGAGGUGCCUCUGUUUCGCUUGAGCUCCGGCAAUCCCAAGAUUUCUUCUUACCUGGGUAGAAGGGAAAAGACUGGAAUCGCCAUUCCUGUUGUCUGUUGUUCGUGGGUGUAUUUUGUUUGUUUGUUUGUAAAGUUAUAUCGAUAUGCGUGAUAACCAAACCCUGUAACCGCCCGGCCCCCCCAUCCAUCCAAGAUCAGUUCCUGAAAACCCUUUUGUUUCGAAACUUGGGGCGUGCGCCUUCCAGAAAGGAAAUGGGCCAUUCCAAGGUGGCCUGCUAUGGCUCCCGCAUAAUCUACAGGCAGCGAUCUUGCUUUCAACCAGUCUGCUCCAACCCAGCACCCUCUGGUGAUGUUGGACUACAGCUCCAAUCAUCCCGACCAUGCUGUCUGGGGGAUGAUGGGUUAUGGUCCAAACACCUUCCCCAGGUUGGGGAAGACUGGUUGAAACCCAUCACGAGUAAGUUUUCGGAUAGGAAACCUAGAGUUGCUGUUUCAGCACCGGGAGGAGGAGGGGGGGCUUUUUAUAUUUUGAAAACAAUGUUUAAGUGGCAUGGGAGUGGGGGGCGUCUUUCAAAGGAAGACCAAAGGACUUUGACUACUUGCUUCAUUCACCUUGUUCGUAUGUCACAGGGAUGAUAAAUCAAGGCUCCUUUUGUCCUUAGCUUUUAACCCUCUUUUAGAAUGCUUCCUUGAUCAUGGAGACGAAGCUGGAAACUUCUUUCUAUUUCUUUGCUUUUUUUUUUUUUUUUUUAGAAAAGUUGAUUCCACUUUAAGGGGUGCUUCUGCUCUUUUAUCUCCUUGGAGAUGAGCUGAGCUGACUAAAACAGCGACGGGGUGCCUUAUGCCUACGGCGUUUGCAAUUUCGGGUGUUUGGUGGGCCUGUGUUUUUCUGUUAACUUGCAGAACCCGACAUUUCAGCACUUUGUCCUGGAAUGUCUGAACUGGAUAUAUUUAUAGACCUUCCCCACCCCAGUUUCAUCAGCACCGUGUUGGGUUAUGUUCCUUGGUAUUUAAAGAUGUUAGAGAGAGAGAGAGAGAGCUAUUGUUUAAAUGUCCGACUCACAGCUCCAAAGCCAUGAAGCAGCAGCCCGCAUUGUGUAGAGUUCCACUGAAGCCCAGUUUGUGCGGGUUGAAAUCCAUGGUGACCUCGUCGCAUAAUGCAGCUGUACCUUUUGACAAAGCACAGCCUAGCACGUCUUCUGGAAAUUUCACACGCUCUGCGUAGGCCUGAAUUCCGCACCCUCAGGCAGCUGAUGGGGCUUGCAGCCUGAGCGCCUUGGCCAGGCCCAUUAGCAGCGUCGCUUGCCUUAAGCCAGCCGGCUGGGUUAGAUAAGCUGCCAUUUUGAAUUUCCCACAAUGCCCUGCAUGGCAUCGCGCUAAGGCUUUCUGGGGAAAUUAAAUUGGCCUCACAUGGGGGGGGGCGCUGCUUUAUUUUCCCACAAUCCCCAAGAGUGACAAUGGGUUUGCUGGUACCUUGUGGGAAAUUUGUAAUGGUGCCUUCCCAUCCCAACCCUGCUUCCAGGUAAGCCCACUCCCAGAGCCCCCCUGCCCCAUGGCCCUUGGUCAAGGGCCUCCUCAGUCCUGGAACCAGCCCUUAUUCGGCAACAUCCUUAAAAUGCAUAGGAAAAAUUAGUCUUGAACGGUUGUGAUGCUCCUGGCAAACUGCAAAUGAAAGGUAUGGCUGAAACCAAUGGGAUGACUCCGCGAUAUACGACCUGCGAGGGGUAGAUAUAGGGCACAAUCCGUCUGGCUGGGCCUACAUGAGCCACGAUGAAGGAAAUGGAACACAAACAAUAGUGCAGUACAUGGUGGAUUGCACCCAUUUUAUUUAAGUUCAGCGUUCUGUCUUGAUGAAAAACUGGACAACGAGCUUGUUCCCAUUUCGAGCGUUAAGUCUCCCUUCAUUUACUGUAAAACGUUUUAACCGUGUUUGCACACAUGCGGGUGGUUGUUAAGCUGCGGUUGCGUAUUAACCACCAUCACCACCCUGCUGUGCUGCCUGAGUUCCCUUAUUCCCUUCACGGGGCACGGCGAGUCGUUAUGAGCGAUCCUGGGCAGGGUUAACAAGCCAUUGGAACCCAUGUUGUAGGGUUUAUUAACCAGCAAAGAGAACUAGGGAAAUGCUGUAACUAUUUAAAAUAUUAGGCUGAGUUAUUUUGGGGGAAAGGUACCCCAAAAUUACAUUGCUCCUUUUCUUCCUUUUUUUUUUUUUUUUUUGUCUUUCUACAAAAGACCCGUCAGAUUUACAGCCUGCACGAUGCUUGACAGACCCAGUUCUCCUAGAUCACAACAAUAACAACAAGAGCUGGAAGGCCACAGUAACUGGCAGGGGUGCAUAUAGGGCCCAGCGACCGCAAACUAUGAAGUCUGGUUUACAAUGUGUGUGUUUUUGUAUCCUACAGUCAGAGCUCCCAUCCUCUGCAUCCAUAUACAAGGUUAUAUCCAGUGGUUGUCAUUUUUCUGGUAGAAUGGGGAGGGGGGAUUUUCAGCCAUUCCUCCUCUUCCCUGCAGAUCCCCACCCGCACCCCCACGUCCUUCCAAAUUUGCUCUGGUGGAUCGGAGGACCUUCAGGUGCAGAUCACAAGGCUGCAGGAGGAAUGACCGAAAAUCCUUCUGUGGAGUGGCGGCCAUUGGAUGCAACCCACAUUUAGAAAGCGCUGCAAUCCUGCACUCAGGUGCACAGGUCCGAUUGGAAACCAUGACCCAUCCAUGGGCAGGAUUGCUCCCUGAGUGUCUCUCAAACAGGCGGUGCUAUGCUAACUUGGCCAAAGCGUGGGAAUUGCUUGUACUGUAUUACACCGUCUUGAAACCAGGGGUGGCAGGAUCCAUCAGGCACUGCUAUGGCAUUGCCCGGGUUCAUUUCAGUGGGGCUUGUCUGGGAGUUCGCAUGUGCCACGUUUGGAUCAACAGGGGUUACGCAAUAGCUCUCCUGGGUGGGUUGGUUCUUUCAUUUCUAUAGUGCCUAAUUGUAUCUAAAAGUUGUCAAAAACAAGUCAGUAUAUAUUCCCCUGGGUUCUGUUGGGGGACAGCUGGAGUCUACAUUGACAGCUGAGCAGGGAUUUGUUGCACUGGGCAGAUCCGAUUCUGGACUUGUUGGUGUAGCACCUACGAGCGUAACGAGUUUGGUUAAAGACAAAGGAAAGAAUUAAGAUGUAAUGCUCUUUCGUGUAGAGCAGGAGUGGGUGGAAGUUAGAUCUCUAGAUGUUUUGGACCAACUCCCAGAAGCCUCUGCCAGCACGGUCAGUCACCAGGAAUGCUGGAAGUUGGAAGUACAGAACAUCUGAAGAUCGACCUUCUGCCUGCAACUCCUGUCAGCCUUAGAUGGUGUAGCCAAUGGUGUUGAAUGAUGGGAGUUGCAGUCCAACAAUACGUGGAGGCCAUGAGUUGCUCUAGAUUUAACCAUUUGCAUUGUGGUUGGACUCCCUAAAAGCCGGUGAUCCACGUGGGUUGGUAGUUUGCUUGCAGGAAUCCAGCCAUCAUCAGCCUUGUCCAUAACUCUUAAGCAAAGCUGUUCCAUUGCUCAGCAAUGAGAGACACGGAACUCCUUCAGCCAUAAAACCAGUCCCUCUGAGACAGACAGAAGGUGAAAUGGAGACGCUUUAACCAGUGUGUGUGCGUGUGUGUACCUUUCCUUUCCAUUUUUUUUCUGUGGAAAAUGAAGGCUUCUGAGUCGGGAACUAUAAUCCAAUGCGAUUUUCUGACUUUGAAUAUUUGGAAAAUUCAAGCUUGCUAUGCUUGCAUUUAAGGGCACAUAGGUUGUAACUCUACAUAUGAGGAUGGUUCAGAAAUACAUAUAAAACUGGGCUGGUUUCCGAAGCAGUGAAGCUUUCGUGCAUUAUUAUUUUUUUACAGUCUGAUGAAUGGUUCUUCUGAGCAGAGGGAGAUUGGUUUUUGUUUCAAAAUAUGCACUUAUCCUCAUAAUUAACCUCAUAUUUUGUUGAUUGUCUUUAGGUUCCACUUUUUAAGACCUUGAAUAAAAAAAUGUUUCCGUAGUAGACUGCAAAAUAAUGUGCUUACACUUAACACUGUUUACAAAUGUUACCUUCUCUUGUUAUUUUUGAUACCAAUAAUACUGUUUGUAAGCUACAAACUAUAGCGUCUGGUCCGGCUGAAGUUUCUGUUGAAGAAACAUGAAUGGAAAAAACAUCACAACGUCAGCGCUGUAUGCUGUCGUUAUUGUAAUAAAAGUAUCCAAAUCAUA
Elgaria multicarinata webbii is the source of this 5487-nucleotide messenger RNA. Its product is annotated as tropomodulin-3-like. Gene Ontology annotation, cellular component: striated muscle thin filament; myofibril; cytoskeleton. The record is from RefSeq and is a predicted model, not a curated record. The transcript has 10 exons. NCBI's taxonomy places the organism in Eukaryota, Metazoa, Chordata, Lepidosauria, Squamata, Anguidae. Gene Ontology annotation, molecular function: tropomyosin binding. Bases 76 to 1155 code for a protein of 359 amino acids. Gene Ontology annotation, biological process: pointed-end actin filament capping; actin filament organization; muscle contraction.